AUGGAAGAUGAAGUGGUCCUCGCUGGACCAUUCAGUGCUGUCAGACUAACUGAAGUUCGCAGGGUAGCUAUAUGGGCAGGAGACAUCCAAAAAAUAGCUGUCGGUGCUGUGGGGAAGAGCAGUUGUGACCCUACCACACCUUACCUGCCCAACAGCUGGGUGAACCGCACCUUAAGGGAGACAGUGGCUGAAGCUCUUCUCAGUGACGGCUUUCUCAUUCCAAAGAUGGAUUGUCUGAAGAUGCUAAAUAUCAAGUAUGAAGCAAAUAAAGAGGUAUGGCAGUUCAAAAUUCCUCAGACAUUUUACUGCUUUUGGCAGCCUUUGCUGACAGGCCUCCUUUCCCGAAGUUUUACACAGAUCCUAAUAGAGAAAAUGUUUAUGGAGUUGAAGGAAUGUUCUGACUCUUCAGAACUUCGGCCUCAGUUCUUGAUCAACUGGAUUUCUGAGAUGCUGACUGGUAUUGCCAAAGUAAAUGCUGGGAAGAAAAGACAACACUCUAACAAACAGGUGUCCAUGAAGGAGCUCUUCCUCCAUAAAGUUCCUUUGCAGUGGAUAAGACUGACUGAGAAUUGCUUGGAAGCUCCCUGCUGGGCAACCCCACACCUUCUUCAGCUGAUCCUCACAAUCAUGAGACCUCGCUUGCCACGUUCUUCGCGGAAGAACCUUCUCUAUCUUGCUUCUGUUUACACGGAAGGAGGUGGCCCUUUGUCCAGUCCAGGCCUCUCUUCAGACUGCAGUGAACAGCCAAUUUACACUAUAGAGAGCUUACAGUGGAGGACCAGGCAAGAAAAUCAGGUUAAAAAUCAAGGGCAGACUGUAGAGAAACAAGAAGAUGUGCUGGAGAGAGAUGAUGGUGUGGAGGAUGAGGAAGAAGAGAUGGUAACUGAAACAAUCCCUUUGGAAGGACUUGCUCAUUCGGGUGACAUGGUGGCUAUUGCUGAGAAAAGGGCAGCACUGCAAGGCUCCGCCUGGCAGAUCACUACAGAUGAAGUACGAUGGAAAGACUUUCCUCUUGGGAAACUCCCAGGUCAGACAGAUGACCCUGAUGGUCUCAUGUUGGAUAAUUAUUCCAUGAUGUCCCUGCUUGAUCAGCCAGUGAGAGAGGAGUGGAAGUCUCCCAGUACAAA
Eurypyga helias (sunbittern) is the source of this 1127-nucleotide messenger RNA. RefSeq names its product ribosomal biogenesis protein LAS1L-like. The annotation marks the transcript as partial. The record is from RefSeq and is a predicted model, not a curated record. NCBI's taxonomy places the organism in Eukaryota, Metazoa, Chordata, Aves, Eurypygiformes, Eurypygidae. The transcript is spliced from 6 exons. Gene Ontology annotation, molecular function: endonuclease activity. Gene Ontology annotation, biological process: maturation of 5.8S rRNA; maturation of LSU-rRNA. Gene Ontology annotation, cellular component: preribosome, large subunit precursor; Las1 complex.